AGACGGUUUUCAUAUCGGCCGUCUUCUUCGGUUCUUCCUCUUUAGCCAAAUCCUCCAUAGAUACAAAAAAAAAAAGACCCAUAAAAAAAAAGAUCUUUGCUUUUAGAUCCAUGCAAGGGAUUUUUUGGACCAAAUGAUUGGUUUUCGAUAGAUGAAGAUCUUGUGAUGUUGAUGGGAGUGACUUUGAUCGGAUUUCUUCGUGUUACAUAUAUAUAGAUCCUCUUUUUUGAUCCUGGAGAUUAUAUAUAUAUAGUGCAUAUAUAUAGAAGUACAUAUAUAUGCAUAUGGUGCAUAUAUAUAUAGAAGCGGCCCAGAUGGUUUUAUGUUGUUUCUGUGUACUGUUGAGUUGAGUUUGGGGAUUAGAUUUUAUAUAUCCAAGUUGGGGUUCUCCCUUUUAUUGCUUCCUGACUCGCAUACAAACCCUAUCUGUCCGUACAAAGCACCACACAAAACCCUAACUCUCUCCCUCCAUAAAAAUCAAAGCUUUUCAUCUCAUUCCGAUAUAUUUCCACGGAGUACGUACGUACAUACACCGAUAUGAAGCACCUGUAUGAGGCGGAGCAAGGCGGAGAUCUGGCGGAGGACUGCGGCGGAAUACUCGCCGGAGAAACUGCCGAUAACGACGUUAUGAUAGAGGAUGUCGUCGAUGUUGAUGUCGGGGGAGAGAUCUGGCUCGGUGAAGAUGAUCAAGACCAUGACCAUCAUCAUCAUCAUCAUCAUCAUCAUCAUCAUGUUCAAGAAGACGACGAUUUGCUUGUUCAGGAUUCGUCCAUCUUCUACGAAGAUCUUCCGUCACUGCCGGAUUUUCCAUGCAUGUCGUCGUCUUCCUCUUCUUCGACGUCUCCGGCUCCCGUCAACACAAUCCUCUCCUCGGCUUCUUCGAAAUCUUCGGCUUCUUCCUCGUCGUCGGCCGCAUCCUGGGCGAUAUUGAAAUCGGACGGUGAGGAUCCUCCGAAUCAGAAUCAGAAUAAUUCAGCGGCGGAUGCAUCGGUCGGAGCAGCGGUUGCGUUACAGUCUACGGCGUCGAUGGAGAUUCCGGCGCAAAACCAAGGCGUUACGGACGACGUCGAGUGUACCAUCGACAUGAUGGAGACGUUUGGUUACAUGGAUCUGCUCGACAGCAACGAUUUCUUCGACACAUCGGCCAUUUUUAACCACGACGAAGCCACACCUCCAGCUGGAAACCCUAGUUUGGUCGGCCCACAAACCCUAGAGGACAGAGAACUCGAUGUUCCUCUUCCUGAACAAGAGGGUUUCUCGUUGAUGCAAAAUAAUGAAGAGAUGGGGCUGAAUCUGUCGUUGGAACAAGACGAGGAUCUCGCGUCUGUGUUCUUGGAGUGGCUGAAGAACAACAAAGAGACUGUGUCGGCUGAGGAUUUGAGGAAAGUUAAGAUAAAGAAAGCGACCAUCGAGUCAGCGGCCAGACGACUCGGCGGCGGAAAGGAAGCGAUGAAGCAGCUGUUGAAGCUUAUUCUUGAAUGGGUCCAAACAAAUCAUCUGCAGAAAAGGCGCAACAAUUGCAGCAACAGCGCAACUCUCUCUUAUCAAACGCAGCCGCAAACGCCACCGCAGAUGCAACCGCAGCAGCCGUUCCACGAGCCGUACUACUAUCAAAACCCUAACCCUAGUGUUUUAAUCCCACCGCAAGAUCCGGUUCCAACCCCAUGUUUCCCUCAUAAUCAGUCUCAACCAUGGAUCCCUCCUCCGAAUCCGAAUCCGGGAUUCGUCUCCGAUUACGGAUACAUGCCCUCUCCGGCGUUUCCCGGCGGAGCUCCUCCGCCGAGUUAUCUUCCUCCGCCGCAGCCGCAGCCGCAGCCGCAGCCACAACCGGACUACCAUCACUUACUCGAACCCACAACGUCAUGGGCCGCUCCCCAGCCGCAGCCGCUACCGACAAACCAGUUCCCGAUGACGAACGCGCAGUUCAACCCGUACCCGGACCAUGGCUUCGCUGGAUAUGUGCCCAAUCCGUACUCGUAUCCGUACAUGCAUGGACAAGUAGUGGGAGACCAGAGAUUGCUCCGGUUGUGUUCUUCGGCGACAAAGGAGGCGAGGAAGAAGCGGAUGGCGAGACAGAGGAGGUUCUUGUCUCACCACCACCGGCACGGUAACAACGCCAACAAUGGCAGCCAGCAAAACAUGAACCAGAACCAGUUCGGUGAACAUGCAAGAGCUGGAGAGACAUGCACGAUGGUUGGGGCUGCUCCUCCGCUUAACGCCGCCACGGCUGGUGGCUGGAUGUAUUGGCCUAACAUUCCGGCGGUGGAGUCCCAAGCCUCGGCAGCGGAGAGAGGGGGGUCCGGCCGCCAUCAGGUGGUGUCAGAUCGCCGGCAGGGUUGGAAACCGGAGAAGAAUUUGCGGUUUCUAUUGCAGAAAGUGUUGAAGCAAAGCGACGUGGGCAACCUCGGAAGAAUCGUGUUACCAAAAAAAGAGGCAGAAACCCACUUGCCGGAGCUAGAGGCAAGAGACGGCAUUUCCAUAGCCAUGGAAGACAUCGGAACCUCUCGUGUUUGGAACAUGCGCUACAGGUUUUGGCCCAACAACAAAAGCAGAAUGUAUCUCCUCGAGAACACCGGUGAUUUUGUGAAAACCAAUGGACUCCGAGAAGGAGAUUUCAUAGUCAUAUAUUCGGACAUCAAGUGUGGAAAAUACUUGAUACGUGGGGUGAAAGUGAGGCAGCCGCCGGCGCCGAAGCCGGAGACCACGCCGUCGGCGAGGAGGCAAAGCAAAUCGCAGAGAAACAACAACAACAAUAAUAACUCUCCUUCCGCUAAUGCAGUGGCUGCAUCAGCCUCUCAGCCGGCUAAAUGAAACGUAGAUUAUGAACCAAGAAAAGAAGAUAAGUAGAGAGAGAGAGAGAGAGAGAGAGAGAGAGAGAAUGGUGGACGUACGUGGGAUUGCCACUUCUCAUGCAUGCAUGGGAUCCCGUUGCCAAAUGGGUGGUCGCGGUCAAAAAGCCAGUCUUUCUCGAGGUGUGCGUUUUUUUUUAAUUUUCUCUGGAUAUUGAUCGUGGAAUCUGUUAUAUUUCGUGUUAGUUUUCCGAGUUUUGUAGAUAAUUAAAUUCUAGAGAAGGUGGCUGGUUGUGUGUAUCUUAUAAGAAGAGAUUAUAUUAUAUAGUUUUUGUUGUAACGGGUUGAAUGGUGUUGUGGAUUCGGCUCAUAUAUAUGUUUUGUAUGGUUUACCACCUUUUUGUUGA
This is a messenger RNA of Tarenaya hassleriana, 3196 nucleotides long. Its product is annotated as B3 domain-containing transcription factor ABI3-like. The record is from RefSeq and is a predicted model, not a curated record. Gene Ontology annotation, molecular function: DNA-binding transcription factor activity; DNA binding. Lineage: Eukaryota; Viridiplantae; Streptophyta; Magnoliopsida; Brassicales; Cleomaceae.